This is a messenger RNA of Emiliania huxleyi CCMP1516, 1611 nucleotides long. RefSeq lists its product as hypothetical. The transcript has a single exon. The record is from RefSeq and is a predicted model, not a curated record. Bases 1 to 1611 code for a protein of 536 amino acids. Lineage: Eukaryota; Haptophyta; Isochrysidales; Noelaerhabdaceae.
AUGAUCGCUCCUCCCACGCUGGAGCGCUCCGAGUCCGACACAAGAUUCCUCCGGCUCGCACAAAACUUGAACCAGGCGCGAAAGGAGGGAGCGAAGGUGCAGGCGCGCGCCAGCCUCUCCUUCUUUUUCGCCGGACUCGCCCUCUUUUUUGUGGCGAUUGUCUUCGACAUCGUCCUCAUCUCCGGCGGUCUGAUCGGCGUGCCGUACAAAGCCGCCAAUUUUGCUCAGCCCUUUUGGCUGAGCGGCAUCCUCAUUGCGCUCCUUGGUUUACUGCCCUCGUACCAAAAGAGCCAGAUCGUCGUCGCUGGCAUUAUGGCGAUCUCGGCACCGCUUGGCGCCUUCGCCUUCACCUACACCCUGGACCCUCCGCUAUCCGUUGUCUGCGCUGCGGAUUACACAUCAGCGACUGCUGAUGGCUGUGCCAUGCAAGUUUACUCAACUGUCGCGUACGCGGUCACGGGUAUCACCUGCUCCGCCUUGGUGCUGCCCGCGGUGCGCAGGCGCGACGGCACGUGGGCGAUGCAGCCUAGUGUCCGACUGCGUCGCCUUUGGGCGGCGGCGCGGCUGAUUUGUCUCUUGUUUGCAGCCAACACCUUGCCGCUGGGCGUGGUGGCGCUCGUCGAGGGCGUCGACUAUCUCGGCGCCGCGGCCAACCUCUUCGCCGGCUCGUGCGCGCUGCUCCUCCUGCUCGCCUUCCGCCCGUCGAGCCGGCGGCGGAUGCACGCCCUCCUCUUCGAGCACCUCCACUUCGACGACCAGUCGCGCGCUGCAGCUAUGGUGGCCAGCAUGACCGGCGGCAUCACUGCCGAGGCCGCGCUCCAGUCGGCGAGCCUGAACUUUCGCGUCGUCGACUUCUCCGAGCUUCGCGCGGACGACUUUGCCAGCAGCCAGACCCACGGAGGACCAGCGACGGCGCGCAGGGGGGCGCGCACGAGGCGCGUGGCGCUCGGGGAGUGCGAUGCCUUCGUCUCGCACUCGUGGUCCGACGACGGCGACGCCAAGUUCUGCGCUCUGCGCACGUGGGCCGAAGCCUUCACGGCCAGAUUCGGCCGCACGCCGCUGCUGUGGGUGGACAAGUUCUCGCUCAACCAGGGCAACCUCUCGCAGGGCCUCGCCUCGCUUCCCGUCAACCUCGCCGGCUGUGCACGUCUUGUGUGCCUCCUCGGCCCGACGUACCUCGACCGGCUGUGGACUCUGCUCGAGCUCCUGACCUUCACGCGCAUGGGAGCCGACCACUCCGCCCUCGUCGUGCUGCCCAUCGGGCGCGGCGUCCCGGCGGCAGGCGCGGAGGACACGGCGGGUCUCGAGGCAGAUCAGGGGGGGCGCGGCGCGAAGGCCGAGGUGAUCGAGAAGGUCAAGGCUUUCGCGCUGCGCGACGCCACGUGCUUCGACCACGCCGAGCGCGACCAUCUGCUCGAGGUGAUCGCCUCCGGCUGCGGCAGCCACUUGGCCUUUGAGCGCAUGCUGCGCGCGGUGCUCAUGCCCGCCCUCACCGGCUCUGUCCGCCCGACGGUGGGCGUCCGCCGCCUCUCGGGGGACUUCGCCCAAGCCAUCAGAACCUACUUUACGCAAUCACGCCGGCCGUCCGCCACCAGAUCGCCGCCCACGUGA